Molecule: messenger RNA, 1750 nt
Organism: Dalotia coriaria
Lineage: Eukaryota; Metazoa; Arthropoda; Insecta; Coleoptera; Staphylinidae
Product: arrestin domain-containing protein 17
Exons: 5
Coding region: 20-1168 (382 amino acids)
Biological process (GO): protein transport
Cellular component (GO): cytoplasm
Source: RefSeq, a predicted model, not a curated record
AGUUGUGCAGUGCGCGAAAAUGGGGCUCAAAGAAUGUCAGAUAUUCUUCGAUAAUCCAUACAGCACAUAUUAUGCUGGACAAACGGUGAAUGGGCGAGUCGUUUUCUCGUUUGAUUCAACCAAAAAAGUUAGAGGUGUCUACAUUGUGUUCAAAGGUGAAGCUCAAACCGGCUGGGCAAUCGAAGAGUCUCGCACGAAUGAUCAAACUCACGAGACUGAAAAGGAGCGAAUUGAUCUCUCCGGAUCUGAGGAAUACUUCAAAACUCAGUAUUAUCUUAUCGGAGGUGCUGGUGGAGGAGAACAUGAAUUACCAGCCGGAACUAAAGAGUUCCCGUUCACUUGCGUCCUGCCGCCUACUCUGCCCUCGUCUUUUGAGGGAGAGUUUGGUCAUGUGCGAUACACCGUCAAGGUUGUGCUUGAUAGACCGUGGAAGUUUGAUCAGGAGACUAAAGCUGCCUUUACUGUAUUGUCACCGGUUGAUUUGAAUGCUAAUCCAAGUCUUAAGGACCCUCAACGUAUAACAAUGGAAAAAUUCUUCUGUUGCUUCUGCUGCAAGUCAGGCCCACUCACCUGCAUCGUCUCCAUCCCAAAACGCGGCUACGUCCCCGGCGAAACAAUCCCACUAGUCAGCGAAGUCGACAACGCCUCCAACGUCGAAGUCCAGAGCGUGCAGUUCGUCUUUCGCAAAGUCGUCAACUACGUAUCGCAACGUCCACAACGCGAAACUCGCAAAGACAUCGUCGUCCUCGAAACCAUCUCGGUUGGUCCUGUCCCCGGUCACGAAUCAAAGACAUGGAAUCAACCACUGGUCAUUCCAUCACUGCCACCGUCGAAUCUCGUCAAUUGCUCACUCAUUGACUUGGACUAUGAAUUAUAUAUUGAAGCUAAAGUCACCGGAUUGCACAGUAACCUGACUGCGCAGAUUCCCUUAACCAUUGGUACAAUACCAAUGCGUGAAUCUCUCCCGCAACCAUCGGCACCACCCGCCGGUGGUGAUGCUUUAGCCGGAUGGGCGAAUCCAGGUGGUAUUUAUCCAAGUGUGCCUACAUUAACAGAAAGUCAGUUCGGUGCAAGACACCUACGCGAUUCGGACGACAACGAGUACACACGCAUGAACAACGACACCUUCAGGCCUAACUAUCCUGUCUUCAACUUUACUAACACGUAAAAUGAUUGCACAAACUGUUUGCACAAUUGUGGUGAGUACGGUGAGUAUUCAUAAGAUUCAAGAGUCUAACAGUGAGGUUAUGUCGCUAGUGUAUAACAAUCGCGCAAAAUGUUCGUCGUAAGUCUUUUUCAAACUGGUUGUGGGUUCAAAUGUUGUCUGCUUUGACGGCUUUUUAUAAGAUAUACACCUAUAUGAAUAUAUUACAUGUUAUUGCUUUAAAUGUUUAAAUGUUUGCUCAUCAAAAUACGUUUCAUUUGUUUGUUUUUGUUACUUUUAAGACAUUUAAACUGCACAACUACUAUUUCUUUGCAGAUUGUUUAUGAUGUGGAGAGAUUUUGUAAUUUUUAUGAGAUUUUAAAUUUAAAAUAAUUCUUGGCAUUAUUAUCGAAUUGAUAUUAUUAUACUUAUAAGUAUUUUUAUAAUGUACUCUUGAUGUAAAUCGUAAAGCUUUGUUUGUUUCUUUGUUCGUUCGUCAGUAAAAUGACUCGUUUUUGUUUGUUACAAAUGAAUUGACUUACAAUUCAUCGCGUUCUUCGAUGUUCAGCAACUCGAUAUGAAAUAUAAGCGUCGAUUCGGGUGGAA